AUGUCGGGCCUCGAAGCAAUCGGGAUAGUCGCUAGCAUCCUGCAGAUAGCGGACCUGGGCGCCAAAGUCUCCGUCAAGCUCUGCUCCUUCUACCGCACCGUGAAAGAUGCUAAUCAGUCAAUGCAAAGCCUGUCCAGUGAUGUUUCCCUCACAUGCAGUAUCCUGCAGGAACUAGGCAAGGCCCUCGAGCAGGACGAGCAGACCAAGCUCUGUUCCCCGAGAGCCUUUGACACAGCCCAAGAUGUUCUAGCAGAGUGUAAGACUGUCUUCGAGGGCAUCGAUAGUGCAAUGGAGAAACAGAGCCAGGAAAAUGCGAGAAAUGCAUUUCUCAGAAGAGCACGGAAGAUUGGGGUGGCUUUUAUGGGGCCGAACUUGGAUUUACUGAAGAGUAACCUUGAAAGGCUCAAGUCGACCAUCUUGCUUAUGCUGCAUGUCAUCAUGUAUGCGAGGCAGCUUCGCCAAAAAGUGGAGACGAGCCCGCGAGACGACCAGCGAGACCUGAUCACAACUCUGAUGAUCGAGAAAAAAGCCAACGAUGCCAAAUUCAAACUGCUCACCAAAUCCAUAGAAGCUGUGGACCUCGACAAAGGCUUCCAGGUUUUCGCCGUAGAGGCCCCUUCUACACCAGAUCCAGACCAAGAGCUCGAAAAGUACUACAGCCUCGUCUGCAAGCUGUUGAAUGAGAUCGAUAUGUACCAAGACAGCCUCGAGAAAGGUCGCCAUUUUCGAAUGCGCACGGGUAUUCUGAACCUGCACUCUGCCGAAGCUACAAUCUUGAAACACACCCACGGCAACCAGUCUGUCGGCUCGUACGAAGAAGCAUUCGGGCUCUUAAGCUCGGCUAAUGCCAAGCUCCCAAAAGGUGACAAGCGAGACACUGAAGAUGAUAAGAAGGAUAAUACCAAACCUCCUUCAUCCACCCCGUCUCGUCAACCCUACGAUAGCACGAUCAGACGUCCUGCAGGCAGGGUUGAUGAGGGGCACGGUGAUGAUGUUUACCAUACUCGUUGCGAGAGCCGUACAGAAUGCGGCGACGAGACACUCAUUUACCAUCCCGCGGACAGAGCCAAUGGGGGGGUCUCAUACCAUCUUGAGUCUGAUUAUCGCGUGAAACGUCUAGUUGAGCCAGCCAUUUCAUCCGAAAGCUACGAGUACUAUCCCAGACCGAUCAUUGUUCGCGAGCCCAGUGUCCCUGUUAGCGGCUUGGUGGAGAGGCAGGUAGCUCGUCCUAGACCUCUAGAUUCUCCGCGUGGGCGACAGCGUGCGCGCAGUCCCUUCCGCCAGCGUCUGAUGGCGACUGCUGAAUUGGGCUCUGCUCCCCUUGCUGGGCCAUAUGAAGACAUGAAGGCCAGCAUGACGCAGAAUGACCCAUCCAAGAACGAAGCAAAUGACGCUCCAGUGGAACACGCGGAGGAAGAUUGUAACGGAACCCCAGAUAUUUCUUUGGAUUCUCUCCUCCUGCAAUGGACGACGCUAUCCCGCGGAGAAAUUUCAUAA
This is a messenger RNA of Penicillium chermesinum, 1497 nucleotides long. RefSeq lists its product as uncharacterized. NCBI's taxonomy places the organism in Eukaryota, Fungi, Ascomycota, Eurotiomycetes, Eurotiales, Aspergillaceae. Gene Ontology annotation, biological process: regulation of DNA-templated transcription. The transcript is spliced from 2 exons. The coding region runs from base 1 to 1497 and encodes 498 amino acids. The record is from RefSeq and is a predicted model, not a curated record.